Messenger RNA from Talpa occidentalis (Iberian mole), 3160 nucleotides. RefSeq names its product olfactory receptor 5A1-like. Bases 72 to 1211 code for a protein of 379 amino acids. The record is from RefSeq and is a predicted model, not a curated record. Gene Ontology annotation, cellular component: membrane. The transcript is spliced from 2 exons. Gene Ontology annotation, molecular function: olfactory receptor activity; G protein-coupled receptor activity; odorant binding. Lineage: Eukaryota; Metazoa; Chordata; Mammalia; Eulipotyphla; Talpidae. Gene Ontology annotation, biological process: sensory perception of smell; G protein-coupled receptor signaling pathway.
AGAGAGCAGGUGCCUGGAGGCUCCCUCCAUCUAAUUGUCUUUCCCCCUCACGCUGCUGCCCUCGAUAAUAAAUGUUAGAGGACUCCCAACUUGUGGACAUCUCUCUUGCUGUCAGUGAACUUCUGUUUCAUGGCGCACAGCUCCCAUCCUGGAGUCAACCAGAUCGAUCCCGGAACAUUUUUCAAGGAAGAAAGACACCGUUUCAGUUUGGCAGGAAGUGUGUAUUCCUGAGGGAUCUUGUCAAGCAGAUGGUUCCAAGCAGGUCCAUGGGAGGGGACAGAAACCUCACGUCUGUGACCAUGUUUGUGCUCCUGGGAAUCUCAGAAGAUAAAGAGAUGCAGCUUAGUCUCUUUCCAGUCUUCCUGCUGAUCUACCUUGUGACAUUAUUCUGGAACCUGGGUCUCAUCACCCUAAUCAGGAUGGACUCCCACCUGCACACACCAAUGUACUUUUUCCUCAGUGCCCUGUCAUUUAUAGACAUCUGCUACACUUCUUCCAUCAGCCCAAGGAUGCUUGCAGACCUCUUCAAAGAUGAAAAAAUGAUUUCUUUCGUUGCUUGUGCCACCCAGUGUUUUGUAGCUUCCUGGAUGGGUCAGACUGAGUGUUGCCUCUUGGCUGCCAUGGCCUAUGACAGAUACGUGGCCAUUGGCAAACCUCUCCAGUACUCGACCAUCAUGGCACCUGGGCUUUGUUGGAAACUGGUCGCUGGUGUCCUUGGGUGUGGUUUUAUUUCAACCUUAAUUGAAGUAGUCACUUGCUUUGAGAUGUACUACUGUGGACCAAAUGUCAUCCAAAAUUUCUUCUGUAACUUAACUGAAAUUUCAAGCCUUUCUUGUUCUAAUCCCUUCAUCAGUCAAAUGAGUCUUUUUCUGAUAAUGACUUUUGUUGUUUUAGGUUCUCUGGUUAUAAUUUUGUUAUCUUAUGCUUUCAUUGUGGCUUCCAUCUUGAAAAUAUCCUCUGUCAAAGGUAGCACCAAGGCCUUCAACACCUGUGCCUCCCACCUGGUGGUUGUGACUCUCUUCUUUGGCACAGCCUUGGCCGUGUACUUGCAUCCUAGUUCUGGCCACUCAACGAAACAGAACAGGUUUCUGUCCGUGUUCUAUGUUAUCAUUAUUCCCAUGUUAAAUCCUUUCAUAUAUAGUCUUAGGAACAAGGAGAUCAAAGAUGCACUCAAGAGAGUGCUUAAGAGGACAACACAUUUAUCUCAUUAAGAGUAAUAUUUGUAUGUUACAUGAACAGAAAAAGAAAAAAAUAGGAAAACAAAACAAAAAUAAUAUGGCCAUUUAUUUUCACUCCUAGCAAAAGACAGAGUUAAGAAUCUGUUAAGUGUCAUUUUGUGGGUCAUAAGACUGUCCAGCCUAGGUAUGGAGUCUGGCUUCUGUUUCCUUGUGCUCUUAUGCCUAGUGGUCGCUAUGCAGGGAUCUUUCUCAGCAGCAGCUCCAACAUGACAGGCAGCUUGAAAGCCCGUUUCCAUGAUUAGAACCAUGUAGAUAAACCCUGUGUUGAGAACAGAAGGUGUGAUAGAAAUUGUAUGUAGAGAAAUUAGAAGAACCUAGGAAGACACACAAACUAUUCUUUCUCCCUUGAAUUUUUUUUAACUUAUUUGCAUAUGUUUUUCAAUUAAGAAGUGAAAGAUUUUUAAGUUCCAUACUGACAUUCAAAAAUUGGGAAAAUGAACACAUUAUAAACUGAAUCCUGGAAAGUGAGGGAGGAUGCAAGAGACAUAGAGGGAGAAGGAGAAGAAGAAAACAGUAGGAAGCAGCAAGAGGAAAGAGAAAGCAGGAAUAGAAGGAGGAGCAUUGGAAGGAAGAGGAGAAGCAGGAGGAGAUGGUGAAAAUGGGUCUUUUUUAUUCCCCCCAACCUGUUUCCUCUACCUUAUUCUCAAGUCACCUUUAAAAUACAAUUGUGAAAAAGAGAUGGAGGAAAGGAAGAGAACAUUUAAAAAUAAACAUCGGGGAAACACUCAGAGGCUGGAAAGAGGCCAGAGGCAUCAUUUUCUGGGCACAGGUGCACCCGGCCCAUGUUCUGUGGAUGCUUCCUAGAGACUCAGACUCAGAAAUGGUGGGCGCCAUGUUGUGUCUACAGAUACAGAAUGGAGUCCGAGUCCCCAAAUAUCCAUGCAUCCUGGGAUUCCAGGGCCUUAGCUUUGACCAAGAAGCAGAAGAUUCAGCUGACUUUGGGGGGGACACAGAAAAUUGGAGUCCAACCAGAGAUCUUAUAGAAAAUUGACUAAGAGAUUAUUUUAUUUCUAGACAAGAGUUCAUAGACUAAGAGUCAAACAUAUUGCAAUAGUAUGUGUACAACAUUUAGAUUUCGUGUACCUCCAAGUAUAAAUGUAAUCUCUUUAGGUUAUUCACAAAGUGAGAAAUAAUCUCCCUGUUUCAGGUAGAACACUGGGAAUAUUGAGUACACCAUGCUCUUCACAGGUAGCAACCAUCCAAGAUGAUCUUUGUAAAUGAUGUCUUUGAAGCAUUGGCAGGUGGGAUUGCAGAGACUAAAGAAGAUGUGGUUAAAAGAAUCUAUUCUUUAAUUAUCAAUCUGCAAUUAGUAAACUCAUCUCUAACACACGUUGUAGACAGGUGCCCUCAUGUAAGCUACACACACACAUAUUUUCCUUAUCUCUGCAAUGAGAAGAAGAAUUGCAUCUUCCUCAAAAAUGACACAUUAUUUAACUGAGAAUAGGCAUGUAAAACCUUAGCCCAGAGUCUGGUAUAUGGUCAUAGUUAAUGAAUGUUAACUUAUGCAAUAAGUGAUUAGUCAUUUUGAAUUAUUCAGUUUCAUGUAUGUAAAGAGAAAUCCUGGUAACUUGCUAACAAGAGACAGCAUAAGCCUCUUUGGAAUAUCUACUCAUAAUAGUGAGUAAAAAGCCAUUACUCCCACCUCUGCAGUUCAUUGAACAAGGAAGCAGUCCUCAGGUGAAUGGAAAGAACUCAAGUUCAUACAAGUGACCACAUGUGGAGAUGUUACCUCGGUCUGAAAUCUACUACACACAUGGAUCCUUGACUUUUCCUUCUGACCAUUUUUUCUCCACCUUCCAUUCUGUGGACUCUACUUCAUUAAAGCUCCUGUCUUUCAAUUUACUCUUGGUAGUGAAUGUUAAGUUAUCCUAAUGUCAAAAGUCACUGGACCAAAACAACUAACAAAUAAACCAUAAAUAAAA